This is a messenger RNA of Lodderomyces jiufengensis, 2130 nucleotides long. RefSeq names its product DNA damage-responsive RNA polymerase-degradation factor. NCBI's taxonomy places the organism in Eukaryota, Fungi, Ascomycota, Pichiomycetes, Serinales, Debaryomycetaceae. Gene Ontology annotation, molecular function: ubiquitin binding. The coding region runs from base 1 to 2130 and encodes 709 amino acids. The transcript has a single exon. The record is from RefSeq and is a predicted model, not a curated record.
AUGUCUACGCAUCGAAAGACCUUUAAAAAUCAACUGAAAAGGUUUAAUAGUAAUAAUAAUAGCACAUCAACGGAAUUAUCUAAUUUAGUUGAAUUGUUUCCUGAUUGGGAAUCUGAUGAAUUGAAUUCAUUAUUAGGAGAAAAUGAUCAUUCUUUAGAAAUUGUAAUUGAUUUGAUUGUUAAUAAUAAAGUAUCAAAAUGGGAACCUAUUAAGAAGGAAAAAAAUAAAAAGAAAGAAGUUAAAGAAGAAGUAGAUACUAAUAAUAAUAGUACCAUCGUUAAUAAUAAUUCUUCAACUUCAACAAGUUCACAUCAUCAAACUAAUGAUAAAAAAUUCCCAAAUAAAUCUAAACCUUCAACUCGAGCUCCAAGAACUAAACAAAAUCCAUCAAAAAAACCAAUUAGAAAUAAUGAAAAAUCUGCUACUAAUUCACAAUCUCAUGGGGAAUCAAAAUCAAAUGGUGAUUCAACUGGAUCUUGGGCUUCAGCAUUGGGUACUGAUAAACCUUCAAUUAAAAAACAACAAAGUCAAUCACAACAAUUAGAUAAGUCAAGUGAAGAAGCUACUACUACCACAUCUAAUGAUAUAGAACCAACUGAAACUUCAGAAGAAACACCUUCAACAGAACACUCAGAUUCAGAUGGUCAAAAAGAUUCAGCAUCAGUAGAAAAAACUAAACCAGUAUUAAAAGAAGCUUCAAUACCAGAAUUAAAACAAGGAUCAUGGGCUUCAGCCAUAACUCCAAAAUCUAAACCAAAACCUAAACCAGUAGCCAAAUCACAACCACCAACUCAACCACAAGCAUCAGUAGAAACUCAAGAAGCUCCAAAAGAAGAUUCAGAACAAGAACUUCAACAACCAGAGGAACCACAACAAUCUUACGAAGAAUCAUCAACUCAAGAAUCCCAACCAGAAGUACAAGAACAACAGCAACCACAAACACAACAAACACAACAACUAACUUUAGAUCAAACUCAAGCUACAAUCAACUCAGCUCCUCAAGUUGUAUUACCAAAUUCUCAACAACAAGUUAACUCUGUUGGUAUUUCAUUUGGAUCAUUAUCUAUAGGAGAAGAAGAAAUCCCAGAAUCAACACAAGUAGAAUCAAAUGAGCAAAAAUUACCAGAACAACAACAACAACAACAGCAGCCACAACAAAACUAUGGAUUGUACGAUCAACAAUCACAAAGAUUCCAACAAACUGGAUAUCAACAACCACAACAACAAGCUCAAUAUGCUAAACAACAACAAUCUCAAAUCCCACAACAACAACAAACUCAACAAACCCAACAACAACAACAAUAUGAUUAUUACAAUCAAUUUCAACAACAACAAUAUCCUCAACAAGCUGCUCAACCAGGUGCUCAAUUUGCUGGUUACCCAGGUUUCGAUUAUAAUGCUUAUAAUCAACAAGCUUUUGGAAUUGCUUCACCAGCAGCAAAUCACUCUGCUACUACUCCAUCAGGUUCAAGUGGUUAUAAUAAUUUUGCUCAACAAGCAGUUAAUGGAGGUUCUUCUGAUUCCACUCAAUCACCAGUUGUUGGUCAAUCUAUUUUACAACAACAGGCUGCUGCAUUAGCUCAACAACAACAACAACAAAUUCCUCAACCAUUUGGUUAUCCAUAUUAUAAUUAUUAUUAUAAUAAUCCUUAUUUCAAUGCUGCAAGUGGAUUAGGUAAUACCGGAUUUAAUACUGGAGCUGGAAGUGCAGGUUCAGUUGGUCAACAAUCUCAACAAAGUUCAUCUCAACAAUCAAAUCCUCAAUCAUCAAAUCAACAAUCAUCAAUAUCAAACAAUGGAUUUGGAGCUGCUCAGCAACAAUAUUAUAAUCCAAAUCAAUAUUCAAAUAGAUAUCCAGGUUAUUCAUUACCACCUCAACCUCAACAACCAAGUCAACAAAGUGGUUCAAAUUCAGGUGAAGAAAAUACUCAACAAUCUCAACAACAACAACAACAUCAUCAACAACAACAAGGACAACAAGGACAACAAGGUCAACAACAACAACCAAAUCUUCAACAACAACAAGGUCAACAAGGUCAACAACAACCAAUGCCACAAUAUGCUGGUUAUCAACAAUAUCCACAAUAUGGAUAUCAAGAUUCAACUCAAUACCGUGGUGGAUGGUAUUAA